Molecule: messenger RNA, 1008 nt
Organism: Sparassis crispa
Lineage: Eukaryota; Fungi; Basidiomycota; Agaricomycetes; Polyporales; Sparassidaceae
Exons: 19
Coding region: 1-1008 (335 amino acids)
Source: RefSeq, a predicted model, not a curated record
AUGGCUUCUCUGGAUUCGUUAAUCGAGUCGACGUUGGGAUACCAAUUCAUCGGCUUCACUGUAGCCACCAGUUGCUAUGGUAUCACAGUGAUUCAGAUAUAUCUCUAUUACUGCAACUGCAAGGAAGAUGGCCGUACCUUCAAAGCUUUCGUAUAUUUCCUCUUUUUUUUGGAUACACUCUGCUCAGCCCUCGUGUCUCACGCUUUGUAUGUGGUUCUGAUUGUGGACUGGGGCAACACCAUCGGCCUAGAGAGAUUCCCAUGGAGUUUUGCACUUGAGAAUGGCGUUACGGUUUUGAUAACCUUUCUAGUACAAUGCUUCCUCGCUGUGAGAUUACAGUUCUUGAACAAGAAAUUGGUGCUUGCAUCUGCUGCUAUUGUCGCCACUGGACUUGUCGCUUUUGGAGCCGGAAUAGCCCUGACUGCUGAACUGUUCAUGACCAAGUUUUCCAUCGAGGCAGUGCAAGGCCGAUUUUUCUUGGUAACAUGUGCUCUCGAUCAAGGAGCGGCAGCAUUGUGUGACGUCAUCAUCACUGUGUCCUUCACUUUAAGCCUUCUCUCUGAACGAUACCACGGUGCAAAACAGACAACUAACGUUAUCGAACUCCUGAUUUCAUAUAUGGUGACUCGUGGUGUCUUGACUACGAUCGUCCAGAUACUUAUGUUGGCCGUAUUCUGUGCUCUGCCGACGAAAGACGUGUGGAUGCUUGCGCAUCUAGUACUGAGCAAGGUCUAUGUUAACACCAUGUUUGCAGUCUUAAAUGGCCGUCAUAAUUUGCGCAAAGCUAUAGACAAGACUGUCGUGCUCAGGCCCAUCGAUUUUGGCCACGGAAACCCCAGCGGUGAUACUUCUGCCGCCAUGGAUGAGUCGUUUUCGGGAACAGACUUGAACAAUGUCCGAAUGUCAGGUAGCAAUAUUAAGCACGAUGUCGUCAUUGACGUUCCGGAACAUUCGAUGUCGCCGGACGACCAUUUGGGUCCCAAUCCAAAAGGCACUGCUGUUGUUUGA